This is a messenger RNA of Vicia faba (fava bean), 1578 nucleotides long. The record is from the annotation of a GenBank genome assembly. NCBI's taxonomy places the organism in Eukaryota, Viridiplantae, Streptophyta, Magnoliopsida, Fabales, Fabaceae.
AUGGCAGCAGCAUUUGAGUUCAACGUGUUUCUAUUACUCUCUCUUUUAUCCAUUCAUAACAUUACUCAUAUAGAUGAUGUUAAAACUCUUCAUCUUCAUGAUUUCUCUGAUUUCAAUCGAAGCAGUUUCCCACAAGAUUUUGUUUUUGGAACAUCCUCUUCUGCAUUCCAGUGUGAAGGUGCAGCAAAGGAAGAUGGAAAAGGACCUAGUAUAUGGGACACAUUCACCCAUACAAACCCAGAAAAAAUAAGAGAUGGAAGUAAUGGAGAUGUAGCUAUAGACUCCUAUCAUCGAUACAAGGAAGAUAUUGGAAUCAUGAAGGAUAUGAAUAUGGAUGCUUAUAGAUUUUCCAUUUCUUGGUCUAGAGUGCUACCAAAAGGAAAGGUUAGUGGAGGCGUAAACCAUGAGGGAAUAAACUAUUACAACAAUCUCAUCAAUGAACUAUUGGCCAACGGUUUGCAACCAUACGUGACCAUUUUUCAUUGGGACGUUCCUCAAGCCUUAGAGGAUGAGUAUGGAAGCUUCUUAAGCCCUCGCAUUGUAGAUGAUUUUAGGGACUAUGCUCAACUUUGCUUCGAGGAAUUCGGUGAUAGAGUGAAAUAUUGGAUUACUUUGAAUGAGCCAUGGAGUGUGAGCAUGAAAGCUUAUGCUAUUGGAAUAUUUGCACCGGGUCGAUGUUCAGAUUGGUUAAACCUGAAUUGCUUAGGAGGUGAUUCGGGUACCGAACCGUAUUUGGUUGCACAUUACCAGCUUCUUGCUCAUGCUGCUGCUGUAAAACUCUACAAGACCAAAUAUCAGGAAUCUCAAAAUGGUUUAAUAGGGAUUACUUUACUCUCUCACUGGUUUGAGCCAGUGACUAAAGAGAAAUCGGACUGCGACGCUGCACAACGUGCCCUUGACUUCAUGUUUGGAUGGUAUAUGGAUCCAAUUACAAAAGGAAACUAUCCAAAAAGCAUGCAAACUUUGGUGGGAAAUCGGCUACCAAAGUUCUCCGAAGAAGAAUCAGAGAACCUUAAGGGAUCCUUUGAUUUUCUCGGCCUAAACUAUUACUCAUCCUCUUACGCUGCCGAUACACCUCGUUUACGCAAAGCCAGACCCGACAUACAAACUGAUUCUCUUGUUAAUAUUACAUUUGAACAUGAUGGCAAGCCCCUUGGUUCAAUGGCUGCUUCCAACUGGUUAUGCAUUUAUCCGAAAGGACUUCGAAAACUGUUGCUUUACAUCAAAAAUAAGUACAACAAUCCUGUUAUUUACAUUACUGAAAAUGGUCGUGAUGAGUUCAACGAUCCAACAUUAUCACUUGAAGAAUCUCUUAUAGAUACUUACAGAAUUGAUUACUAUUAUCGUCAUCUUUAUUAUCUUCAAACGGCAAUCAGGGAUGGUGUGAAUGUAAAAGGAUAUUUUGCAUGGUCUUUGUUAGAUAACAUGGAAUGGGAAUCGGGCUUGAGUUUGCGAUUUGGACUUGUUUUUGUGGAUUUUAAAGACGAUUUGAAAAGACACUCGAAACUCUCGGCGAAUUGGUUCAAGAGUUUCCUCAAGAAAUCUUGGAAGGAAAGUGACAUGAAGAGCUACCAAUAA